This is a messenger RNA of Sorex araneus (European shrew), 2427 nucleotides long. RefSeq names its product ceramide synthase 3 (gene CERS3). Gene Ontology annotation, molecular function: DNA binding; sphingosine N-acyltransferase activity. NCBI's taxonomy places the organism in Eukaryota, Metazoa, Chordata, Mammalia, Eulipotyphla, Soricidae. The record is from RefSeq and is a predicted model, not a curated record. Gene Ontology annotation, biological process: ceramide biosynthetic process. Bases 137 to 1303 code for a protein of 388 amino acids. Gene Ontology annotation, cellular component: membrane. The transcript has 12 exons.
CUUCAUUGAACAAGAUGACGACAUGCUGGAGGCUGCCAAAGCGUCCCUAGGCAUCUACCUGCAGCUCACCAGGCGCAGUAAAUAAUUGUUGAAGGAAUGAAAGUGCCAUGGAAGGAGGAAGAGCCACAGCAGAAGAAUGUUUCAGACGUUUAAAGAAUGGUUUUGGCUGGAAAGACUCUGGCUCCCUCCCACCAUCAAGUGGUCGGAUCUGGAGGACCAGGACGGCCUCAUCUUUGUGAAGCCCUCUCACCUGUACAUGACGAUUCCGUACGCCUUCGUCUUGCUGAUCAUCCGACAUUUCUUUGAAAAGUUUAUUGCUGCCCCUCUGGCGAGGACCUUUGGCAUUAAAGAAGGUCGGAGGAAGAUCACGCCAAACGCCGUCUUAGAGACUUUCUUCCAGAAGGGCACAAGAAAACCCUCCAAAACUGAUAUCUACAGCCUGGCCAAGAAGAGCAGCCUAACAGAGCGCCAGGUGGAGAGAUGGUUUCGGAGUCGGCGGAACCUAGAUCGGCCCUGCAGAAUGAAGAAGUUCCAGGAGGCCUGCUGGCGGUUCACGUUCUACCUCAUGAUCACCAUUGCUGGGAUUGCAUUUCUCUACGACAAACCGUGGGUGUAUGACCUAUGGGAGGUGUGGAAUGGCUACCCCCGGCAGACCUUGCUGCCCUCCCAGUACUGGUACUACAUCCUAGAGAUGAGUUUCUACUGGUCUCUCCUGUUCAGCCUGGGCACGGAUGUCAGGAGGAAGGAUUUCUUAGCGCAUGUCAUCCACCACCUCGCUGCGAUCAGCCUGAUGAGCUUCUCGUGGUGCGCGAAUUACAUCCGCAGUGGCACCCUCGUCAUGAUCGUGCACGACGUGGCUGACAUUUGGCUGGAGUCCGCAAAGAUGUUCUCCUACGCCGGCUGGAGGCAGACGUGCAACACGCUGUUCCUCAUCUUCUCCACCAUCUUCUUCAUCAGCCGCCUCGUGGUUUUCCCCUUCUGGAUCCUGCACUGCACCCUGAUCCUCCCGCUGCACUACCUCGAGCCCUUCUUCUCCUACGUCUUCCUCAACCUGCAGCUCCUGCUGCUGCAGCUCCUGCACCUCUACUGGGGCUACUUCAUCCUCAAGAUGCUCAAGCGCUGCAUCUUCAUGAAGAAUAUCCAGGAUGUGAGGAGUGAUGAUGAGGAUGAGGAUGAAGACGAGGACGAGGACGAGGAUGAGGAGGGGGAGGUGAAAGCUAUGGAAAGCAAAAAGAGAGACUGUUUGAAGAAUGGCCUAGGGGCCAGCAGACACCUCACCCCCAACGGGCAGCACGGCCGCUAGCUCUGAGCCCACCGGUGCUGGGGCCCCGAGAGCUGCCAGGACUGUCAGACGCUGGGAGUGGCCCCUCCUCCCUCCGUGUGGCCCACAGCACCCGCCGAGAACCCCGGGUCUGCCCACACCACCCCCUCCCCAGCCCACCCAGUAUGUAUUUAAUGAAAUGUUGUUCACUUGUGUUAAAAUGUUAAAUAUAAGCCUGACCGUGGGUCUGAUCGCCCUGAGCGCUCAGGCUGGUCAGAGAUGUCGGAGGCACCUUUUCCUCACUCGGGUGGCGGCCCCCUUCCUCCAGACGUGUUGGUCACAGACAGCCCGCUCAGUCUCCCCGAGGCUACCAGCAUCUUCUUCAACCCUUCCCCGCUGCCCUCCUCUCUGCAGGGAGUUCUAAUCCCUGCCUCCUCCCAGAUGCAGUGACUGGCAAGGAGGUGAGAAUGCUGGGUGGACAAGACCUGCCCCUCUCCCGGGGCUCGGGCUCUGGCUGAGAGGGCACCUGGCCCAGAAAGGUCACGUCUGGCAGGGCCUGGAGCGGCCGCAGACGAGUGUCCACCGCGGUUGCCUGUUUGCUGGGGCAGUCUCUUCCUUUCUCAAGCCCUGGGGGACCCUCCUCGCCCCUGCCUGGGAGCCGUGGCUCUCUGCGCCUCAGAGGGAGGCUCCUCACUGCUUGAGCCCCCGGGGAGGGCAUGGAGGUAACCGUCCAGCCACGGCAGCACCCGUUCCUCCUGGGGCCGGUCCAGAGGAAGCCUUGUACACAGAGGACGCUGUUUCCUCUCCACUCUACAAACGGUCACACCACGUGACCCCACCCCGGAACCACCGCCUGCAGAUCAGAACUCCCUGAGAAACACCCCCAGACUCGGGGAGGGCCCGUGGGUGCUCCUUGCCGGUCAGCAGCCGGCCUGCGCCCCCUGAGCCCAGCCUGCGGUGUGUGUGCCUCCCCAGCCCCGUCUCCCCUACUCUGGCACCUGCCCGCCUUCUCCUCAUUGCCUCAGGCCCCCUAGUGGGACACUGUCCCUGGGAGCCCGCAAGAGAGAGGGCCCUGCCGCCCCGAAGGGCACUCACUGCGUGCAAUAAAGGCGUCUGUGGGGUUAGUUUUUGCCUCUCCCUGCAGUGCUCAGGGGAGCGUGUGGGGC